UGACCCGGUUCCGCUGGCACCCCUUUCCCCCAGCCGCAGGGGGAGGGAGGAAGAAAAGAAACUGUCACCGUGGGAUUUCAUCAGCUUCUUCUGCCUGCGUGCAUUUAACCUAUUUUCCUUUACUUUGGUUAUGUAAGAGGAGCGGUGUAGCGAGGAGCGACCAGUAGGGAUGGCCUGUGGGCUUUCUGGGGAAUCGCCGGGGUCUUUUAUGUUUAGCUGGUCCGCCGAGUUAGCGCCGGCAAAAGCACUGACGUGUAUUUACAUUUCUUGCACUGCUCCAGGUAUCGCAGCAAAGUACAGGAGAGAGGGGCAGGGAGUAGAAAUAGAGGGAAUUUGGUCGAGUUUGUUAUUUCACACUGAGUGAAAAGCAAGAGGGAAUUUUAAGUGAAGUGUCAAAAUCCUCAUCUGUUGAUAUUCUCGUGCAAGGAGAGAAUAUGAAACAGGAGCCAAAAUGACAUCCCGAUUUGGAAAGACCUACAGCCGGAAAGGGGGAAACGGCAGUUCCAAGUUUGACGAAGUAUUUUCCAACAAACGGACCACCCUUAGUACAAAAUGGGGAGAAACCACCUUCAUGGCCAAAUUAGGACAGAAGAGGCCGAGUGUCAAACCAGAUAUUUCCGAAGCUCCUAAAAAACCCAAAGUUGAAGAUGAGGUAACAGAGGAUCCAUUUGGUUUUGACAGUGAUGAAGAAUCUCUUCCUGUGUCUUCGAAGAAUGUGACACAGGCUAAAAGCUCCUCUCAGCUGGAACCCAGUGAAGCUGCUCAGUCUGAGGACUUCACUCCUCUACUUGAAGCUAACAGCAGAAUUAAUCAGUCAGACAGUGGAGAACAUGUUGCAUCCAGCAAGUGCAUAACUUUUGACAAUACUGUUCCUCUCUUAAAAGAAAAGAGCACAAGCAAAACCAUGGAAGAUGGAGAAUGCCAAGGCAGCAGUGCUAAGCUUGUAACUGCGGAUAAAAUACAGACUUUGAAUGAAGAUAAUGAGAACAGUCAUUUCGGUUAUGAGAACGCCGAAGACAGUAACAAAAACAGUGCUGAAACUACAGACACUUCUGGAUAUAACAUUGAAGCCAAGGACUUGCCUGAUUCUUGGGACUCCCACAUCGGAAAAACAGACUGUCCAUCAGAAACAUCUCGGACGAAGGGCCCAUUAAGAACUCACUUGUAUGAAUGGGAGGAUGAUACUGAAGAUACCAGAACUGGAGAGUAUAUAUUAGAUUUUGACAAUGAACGUCUCUCAGAGAUGAAGAGCAAGGAUGAGGAGUGUGAUAAAGAAGAUACUGAAAACCCAAAGGAAGCCAUUAGUGAAGAACUUGUGCAAACUAUUCCUAGGCCAAGCAACUGUAGGACGUACUGUCGAUCCAACAAAGCAAAACUGCAGGGGGCAACAAAUUUUGACAAGCUAAUGGAUGGCACUAGUCAGUCUUUAUCCAAAGCAAAUAAUGAGUCAAAUAAUGAUGGUCUGAACUCAGCAAGAAAAGUUCCUUUAAGUAGCGGGACCAGUUUUAGAGGGACGGUUGGACGGACUAGAGACUACACUGUUCUACAUCCAUCUUGCUUGUCAGUUUGCAAUGUUACUAUACAGGAUACCAUGGAACGAAUUGAUGAAUUUACCACCACAGCCCCUACUGACCUGGGAGAAGCUGGGCGCUUAAGAAAAAAAGCAGACAUUGCUACUACAAAAACUACAACCAGGUUUCGACCAAGCAAUACCAAAUCCAAAAAAGAUGUCAAGUUAGAAUUUUUUGGGUUCGAUGAUCAAGAUGAGGGAGAGGGAGAUGAAGGUGCCUCUAGAAGUUCUGGGAGUUCCAAUUACAAAAUCAAGUACUUUGGGUUUGAUGACUUGAGUGAAAGUGAGGAUGAAGAUGAAGAGUGGCAGGUGGCGGAAAGGAAAGCUAACAAAAAACGAAAUAGAGCUGCACCAUCUUCUUCGCUACAGUCAACCUCUGAUGGCAAUGAAAACUGUUCCCAGGAUAGCCAGCUCAGUACUAAUGCAGAUCUUCUGGAGUUUUCAGAGGAUACACCUGGUGUGCUUGAAGGCAAUAAGAAAUCCACAAAUAAGCAAGGUGAUAAAUCUAAGGAAAACACCAGGAAGAUUUUUAGUGGGCCAAAGCGGUCUCCCACAAAAGCUGUAUAUAAUGCUAGACACUGGAACCAGCCAGAAUCGGAGGCUCUGCCAGCACCACCGGUUUUGAAAACUCCCAGUGUCCCAGUAAGGCUAUCUUCAAAGGAGGCAAUUCAUAAAGAUGAUGGAGUUUUUAAGGCUCCUGCACCACCUCCCAAAGUGAUAAAAACUGUGACAAUACCUACUCAGCCCUAUCAAGAGAUAGUAACUGCAUUGAAAUGUAGGAAAGAAGACAAAGAAUUAUACACUGUUGUUCAGCAUGUAAAGCACUUCAAUGAUGUAGUGGAAUUUGGUGAAAAUCAAGAGUUCACUGAUGAUAUUGAGUACUUGCUAAGUGGAUUGAAGAGCAAUCAGCCCCUAAACACACGUUGCCUUAGUGUAAUCAGCUUGGCGACAAAGUGCGCCAUGCCCAGCUUCCGAAUGCAUCUGAGAGCACAUGGGAUGGUGGCCAUGGUUUUCAAAACACUGGAUGAUUCCCAACACCAUCAGAAUUUGUCCCUUUGUACAGCAGCUCUAAUGUACAUUCUGAGUAGAGAUCGUUUGAACAUGGAUUUAGACAGAGCUAGUCUAGAUCUGAUGAUACGGCUUUUGGAAUUGGAACAAGAUGCUUCUUCUGCCAAGCUGCUGAAUGAAAAAGACAUGAAUAAAAUUAAGGAAAAAAUUCGAAGACUGUGUGAAACUGUUCACAACAAGCAUCUUGAUCUGGAAAACAUCACGACCGGGCAUUUGGCAAUGGAGACAUUACUGUCUCUCACCUCGAAACGAGCUGGGGACUGGUUUAAAGAAGAACUGCGACUUCUCGGUGGUCUUGAUCAUAUUGUAGAUAAAGUUAAAGAAUGUGUGGAUCACCUGAGCAGCGAUGAAAAUGAAGAGAAAUUGGUCGCUUCCUUAUGGGGUGCAGAAAGAUGUUUACGGGUCUUAGAAAGUGUAACUGUGCAUAAUCCAGAGAAUCAGAGCUAUCUGAUAGCAUACAAAGACUCGCAACUCAUAGUAUCCUCAGCUAAAGCACUGCAGCAUUGUGAGGAGUUAAUCCAGCGGUAUAAUCGUGCUGAAGACAGUAUCUGUUUACCAGACAAUAAGCCUCUGCCUCACCAGAAUGUAACUAACCAUGUGGGUAAAGCAGUGGAAGACUGUAUGAGGGCCAUCAUUGGUGUCUUGCUCAACCUGACAAACGAUAACGAAUGGGGUAGUACAAAAACAGGUGAACAAGAUGGUCUGAUCGGCACAGCUAUGAAUUGUGUGCUUCAGGUUCCAAAGUUCCUACCUCAAGAACAGAGAUUUGAUAUUCGGGUGCUGGGAUUGGGUCUGUUGAUCAAUCUAGUAGAAUACAGUGCUCGGAAUAGGCACUGUCUUGUCAAUAUGGAAACAUCAUGUUCUUUUGACUCAUUCUGUACGGGAGGAGGAGAUGAUAGCCUAAAGAUAACUGGGCAGAUUGAUGCUGUUCAGGCUUUAGUGCAGCUAUUUCUUGAGUGUGAGCGUGCGGCUCAGCUGGCUGAGAGCCAGACAGACGAAUUGAUUAAAGAAGCUCCUACUGCUCAGCAUGAUAAGAGUGGGGAAUGGCAAGAGACAAGUGGAGAGAUACAGUGGGUCUCCACAGAAAAGCCAGACAGCACUGAAGAGAAAGUUAAGAAGGAAGAAGAUGAUGAAGAACUUGAUCUUAAUAAAGCUCUUCAGCAUGCUGGGAAGCACAUGGAAGACUGCAUUGUGGCCUCCUACACGGCAUUGCUUCUAGGCUGUCUCUGCCAAGAGAGUCCAAUCAAUGUGACUACUGUGAGGGAGUACUUACCUGAAGGGGACUUCUCAAUAAUGACUGAAAUGCUCAAAAAAUUUCUCAGUUUUAUGAACCUUACUUGUGCUGUUGGAACAACAGGCCAGAAAUCUAUCUCUAGGGUGAUUGAAUACUUGGAACACUGCUAGAUACUUAACUUCCGCUGCAGGCACUCUAAUGCUGGAGCUACCCUUAGACAAAAGAAGAAGUCAUGAAAGAAGUCCUUGAAGGAUAUACCAAGAGCAUUCAUCUGUGUUAUUCGUGUUUGGAUUUUUAAGGCUACCUGGUCUCUUAACCAUGCAUUCAGCAUUUUCUAAAAGACAGUUACUACAUCAAUCUGCAACUAUCAAAAAUGAGGGGAAAAGGUUCUAAGGAAAGUAAAUAAAGAACCCAUGCUGUUUAUGAUGCAGUGCAGUAUUUAAAUAUUUUUUGGCAGGGUUUACCCUCCCUAUCUUUUUUUUUCUUGCUUUGUUCGUGACAAGUUUCAAGGGGGAAAAACUUGCUGCUGAUAGUGCAACUGCUGUUUACUGUUGAGCCACUGUUUCAUGCCAGCCAGGUGCAAAGGCAGCUUAGCUACUGAGGUAUCAAACAAAUGUUCUAAUAAAGAAGUUCUGGACAGCA
Pezoporus flaviventris is the source of this 4514-nucleotide messenger RNA. RefSeq names its product WAPL cohesin release factor (gene WAPL). NCBI's taxonomy places the organism in Eukaryota, Metazoa, Chordata, Aves, Psittaciformes, Psittacidae. Gene Ontology annotation, biological process: regulation of chromosome condensation. The record is from RefSeq and is a predicted model, not a curated record. The transcript is spliced from 19 exons. The coding region runs from base 452 to 4042 and encodes 1196 amino acids.